AUGGUACCCGCCUUGAGGCGCUGUGUGGACUUUGGCUUCGAAGGCGCCCAUGGUGCAGCGCCGCAUCCUUCGCAGCCCUCGAAGCCGAAGAGGCCACAGACGCCCGGCUCCGCACGUGUUCUUCGUGAAUCUCCGGUGCAUGCAUCGGAGACGUUGACCUCUGCGAUGGCUGAGGAGCUGCGGGAGACGGCUCCGGUGCCUCGUAGCGAAUGGGGCUUCGAGCGUCGCCAUGGGCCAAAACAUUCCGUGGCCACCGCCCGACGACCACCCAGCCGUUGGGGCUUCGAGAGGAGCCACGGACCGGUGGAUGCUCACCGCUUUGAGCGUCGCACCAAAUCGGGUCCGACCAGCGGCACCAGCAGCCUUUUCACCGGUGGGUUCAGCCCAUCCUUUCACUCCACACGGAUGGCGCUGGCCCUUGGGGCCAUCGAGGGAGGUGAGUUGCCGGAGGAGCCUUUCCUCUACAUGGAGAGUGGGGGCGGUCUCUUUGCCAGGACUCUGGAUGUGCGACGCUUGCCUGGAGGCUACAGGCCAUUCUUGCCCUGCACGGACUUCGAUGAGUACGAUCUGCAUGUGAAAGAGUUCAAGGAAGCCUUGCGGCUCCAACGCGUGCGUCGGAACCUCCACGGCCGGUUGGGCAAAUUUGCGCAAAGCGCGCCGGCGAGCCGGCGGCUCGGCCGGGGGCCAGGCGAGCGCUCUCGUCGAAGGGUCUCCCAAGUCGGAUGGUGA
Durusdinium trenchii is the source of this 729-nucleotide messenger RNA. Lineage: Eukaryota; Dinophyceae; Suessiales; Symbiodiniaceae. The record is from the annotation of a GenBank genome assembly.